GCGGACGCGCGCGGGGGAGGGGAGGCGAGGGCAGGCCCCGGGGACGCGCGCGCUGUCUGUCUCUGGUGGCGGCCGGGCGCGCACGCGCUUGGGCCCGGGGACUCAGCAGGGACCACCACGGGCUGGAACGCGGGCCGGGCUAGAAUGCCGGGCCACACGCACGCGGGGCUCAGAUCGCCGGGGUCACAGGGCUUGAAGACUGUAAAAAGGAGUUCUAACCUACAAAAAAAACUUGGACGAAACUCAUGCCUUCGGGUUUCCCAGGACAACUGACCCCGGCGCGCGGUGGCUCUACGGGUCACUCCUCCCCCUGCUCAUUCCCAGGAAUGGAUCCGCCCAGGUCAGGCUUCCGGAAGUUCUGAUACUUAAAGGCGCUGAGCCAAGACUGGAGACCGGGAGACCUGUUUCGGUUCAAAGGUUCCCAGGCCGUCACCUGCACCCGGGGCGCCGCCAGAGGCUCUCGCCCUUCUCAGCGUUACUCUGCUACCUCCUGGUGGCGCCGAGGAGAAACGCAUCCUAGGAAAUUGUGAACUGGCCAUUGCCUGAAGCCAGAAGAGGGCAUCAUAUCCUCUGUGAUUGGAAUCACAGACAUGUGUGGACUGCCAUGUGGGUGCUGGGAACCAAUCCCAGGUCCUCUGGAAGAGCAAUUGGUGUUAACUGUUGAGCAUCUCCCCAGCCCAAGUUUUAUAGAUUUGCUGGACCGUGGUACACAGGGCUAAGCAUUCAAGUUCUAUGGGUGAUGUCACAGUGCCCAAGAAGGUUCUAAAGUUCCUUCUGUACUCUUACUCAGCCAUGCUGGCCACUCUGUGGCUGGUUAGUCUUUCUCUUCCCAUGCUGUGGGCCCAGAAACUAAUCAACUGUCCCUACAAGAAUGUGUGCCAGUACGCCCUGCUCUCGGGCAAUGACGUGAUCCUGGAGUGUAACCACCACAAAGCACUAUGGUAUUUUUAUUCAUCUCUGGAGGACAAACUGUCCAUGCUCAACUCCAUGCCUAAUGUGAAGAUACUGCCUGGGAGCAACCUGCAGUUAUCCAGCCCUCAGCCCUUCCAGACGGGGCUCUACCGCUGCCUAGAUGGUCACAUGACCCGUGUGGUGGAAUAUGAGAUUGACUUUCAGGAUAUAGCUCUGCUGCAUAUUACACACAAAGACCUGGGUCAAAAGCCCAUGGGAAAUGAGACCAUGAACCUAGGAGGCGAGGUACUCGUUUUUACCCGCUGGGAUCCUUGGCAAGACUGUAACGGUUGCGAAAAGCCGGGUGAGCGCAAACGUCUAGGCUACUGCUAUGUGGAGGAGCCCCUAGGAAAAUCCAUGCCCUGCUGGCUCUACCUGAGAGGGGAGAAGGUGACCCACAACCGCCUGCAGCCUGAACUCCAGCUACAAGCCUGCCAGGUGCCCUGUGACAUCGCCACAGAAAUCAACCAGCCGUACUUUGUCUUUGACACUCAUCAGCUGGACAAAAACACCAACUACGAGUGGCUCAGCUGUCCCUUGGCUUCCAUCUACAGGUAACCAGAACAGGGCCAACAGCCUUCUCUUAGGCCUCUGUCAGUGCUGGUCUGGGGAGGGGGCGCUUUCUGUUGCUCGGGGUCUCCAUCCAGUAGACAAACUCUUCCUCCACACCCAGAAGCCUUCACGGUCAGUGAGAGCCUAGAGUGACUGGUUUGCUUAGAUAUUUCCACACCAGAAAUCUCCUCUGAACUGGGAUCUGGGCAAGAGAAGCUGAGGAAGGUGGUGACUGACCAGAGACCAAUUCU
Molecule: messenger RNA, 1754 nt
Organism: Onychomys torridus (southern grasshopper mouse)
Lineage: Eukaryota; Metazoa; Chordata; Mammalia; Rodentia; Cricetidae
Product: protein FAM187B-like
Exons: 4
Coding region: 733-1509 (258 amino acids)
Source: RefSeq, a predicted model, not a curated record